AUGCCGCCGAAAGAACAGCUCGUCAUCACCGCCGAGGAGGAAGCCAUCAUCAAACAAAAAAUUAUCGAACAAACGGCGACGCUGCAACCCGGGAAGGAUUACCCGCUCCGCAAGCUCGUCAAGACCUUUUUUGCGUUGAACGAUGCGAUCGAUGCCGGUGGCGAGGGCCUGGACGCCGCUCAGGAGGCGUUUUUGACGGAAUUAGACACGUAUGAAUUCAGCAUGGGACGGUACUCGACCGUCGUCGCGGCGAAUCGAACACAGAUGGAAUCGUACGACGACGAAGAGGAGGCCUUGGCGGCAAAGACGCGAGAGUUAAAGUCUCAGGACGCGGAGUUGAAGGGCAAGUUACACGAAACGGUGCGGGAACGGGCGUUUCGAACGGCGCGCGACGAAGCCGUGCGGGCGUGCGGCGAGUACCCGAGUCGAGCGGAGAGCGCGUCCAUCGCGGAGGGCCUCAAAAAGGCGAUCGCCGAAGAAACCGCGCAUCUCGGCGAGUUGGACGUCGCCAUCGAGCGCAAAAAACGGUGUUACGCGCUGCUGUUGAAGGUCAUAGACGACGCCUCGCGCGCGUGA
Molecule: messenger RNA, 576 nt
Organism: Ostreococcus lucimarinus CCE9901
Lineage: Eukaryota; Viridiplantae; Chlorophyta; Mamiellophyceae; Mamiellales; Bathycoccaceae
Exons: 1
Coding region: 1-576 (191 amino acids)
Biological process (GO): mRNA processing
Cellular component (GO): THO complex part of transcription export complex
Source: RefSeq, a predicted model, not a curated record